AUGGCUUCUAAAUUCGAAGGGUCAUGUGUUCUCUGUCAUGACAUUUGUAAGGAUCCAUUUACUCUCGCGUGUAAGCACACUUUCUGUUCUGGCUGUUUACGGAGCAACUGGACAGACAAAGACAUUUCUGAGUGUCCAGUCUGUAAGAAACGAUCCUCAAAGGAAAUACCUCCUCUCCUCUUUGCAAUGGAGAGUGAAAGUGAGAGAGUUUUACCAGGGAGUGGCUCAGAAGCUGAAUCUGCGCCUGUCUGCGGCACGCACUCGCAGAAAGUCGCCUUUUUCUGUUUGGAUGAUCGGCAGCUGCUCUGCAGCGACUGCAGGGAUUCAGAAACACACAGCAACCACACAGUACAACCCACAGGGGAAGCUGCUGAGGAGAGAAAGAAGUCACUUCGGGACUCUUUAAAGCCCGUGAAAAAGAAACUGAGGGUCAUUCAUCAAGUAAAAGGGAGCUGCGAUCAAACAGCAGAGCACAUUAAAGUUCAGGCUGAAAACACAGAGAGGAGGAUUAAGGAGGAGUUUCAGAGACUUCGUCAGUUUCUAGAGGAGGAAGAGGAGGCCAGGCUGACUGCACUGAGGGAGGAGGAGGAGCAGAAGAGUCGUUUGAUGAAGGAGAAGAUCGGGGCUCUGAACAGAGAGAUCACUGCUCUAUCAGAUAUAGUGAGAGCCACAGAGAAGGAGCUGAAAGCUAAAGAUGUUUCAUUCCUGCAGAGCUGCGAGGCUGCAGCGGAAAGAGUCCAGCAGCAGCCUCUGCCUGAAGACCCUCAACUCCAACCAGGAGCUCUGAUAGAUGUGACCCAACAUCUGGGCAACCUGAGCUUUAACGUGUGGAGCAAGAUGAAGGAGGUGGUGUCGUACAGUCCCGUGAUUCUGGAUCCAAACACAGCCCAUCCACAACUCAUCGUGUCCGAGGAUCUGAACAGUGUGAGGCAGAUAGAGGAAAAGCAGGAGCUGCCCGAGAAUCCAGAGAGGAUCGACCACUUUAUAUCUGCGAUAGGGUCCAAGGCUUUUGACUCGGGGCGCCACAGCUGGGAGGUGGAGGUAGGAGACAACAAUGCUUUUGUUCUGGGGGUGCUCAGUGAGUCAAACGACAGGAAAGGAGUCAUAUGGCCUGGACUGUGGAAGCUGAUGUUCUGCGGUGGAGAAUACAAAAUACUUUCACCAUCAGACACCGGAACCGAUGUGUCUGUGAUGAAGAACCCCAAGAGGAUCAGACUGGUCCUGGACUGCGACGGAGGAGAGCUGUCGUAUUACGAUGCCCAAACAAACGCACACAUAUACACCUUCAAAGAGACAUUUACUGACAGGAUGUUUCCAUACAUCAGCACCUGGAGCAACGUCCCGAUAAAGAUAGCAGCACAGGCUGUUUCUGUAGCACACAUUUUUUGUUCUGGCUGUUUACGGAGCAACUGGGCAGAUAAAGAUAUCCCUGAGUGUCCAGUCUGUAAGAGACGAUCCUCAAAAGAGGUGGGUCCUGUCUUUGCAAUGGAGAGUGAAAGUGAGAGAGUUUUACCAGGGAGUGGCUCGGAAGAUGAAUCUGCGCCUGUCUGCAGCAUACACUCACAGAAAGUCGCCUUCUUCUGUGUGGAUGAUCAGCAGCUGCUCUGCAGCCACUGCAGGGAUUCAGAAACACACAGCAACCACACAGUACAACCCACAGGGGAAGCUGCUGAGGAGAGAAAGAAGUCACUUCGGGACUCUUUAAAGCCAGUGAAAAAGAAACUGAAGUUCAUUCGUCAAGUGAUAGGAAACUGCGAUCAAACAGCAGAGCACAUUAAAGUUCAGGCUGAAAACACAGAGAGGAGCAUAAAGGAGAAGUUUCAGAGACUUCGUCAGUUUCUAGAGGAGGAAGAGGAGGCCAGGCUGACUGCACUGAGGGAGGAGGAGGAGCAGAAGAGUCGUUUGAUGAAGGAGAAGAUCGGGGCUCUGAACAGAGAGACAAUCGCUCUAUCAGACAUUGUGAGAGCCACAGAGAAGGAGCUAAGAGCUAAAGAUGUUUCAUUCCUGCAGAGCUGUGAGGCUGCAGUGGAAAGAGUCCAGCAGCAGCCUCUGCCUGAAGACCCUCAGCUCCAACCGGGAACUCUGAUAGAUGUGACCCAACAUCUGGGCAACCUGAGCUUUAACGUGUGGAGCAAGAUGAAGGAGGUGGUGUCGUACAGUCCCGUGAUUCUGGAUCCAAACACAGCCCAUCCACAACUCAUCGUGUCCGAGGAUCUGAACAGUGUGAGGGAGAUAGAGGAAAAGCAGGAGCUGCCAGAGAAUCCAGAGAGGAUCGACCACUUUGUAUCUGUGAUAGGGUCCAAGGCUUUUGACUCGGGGCGCCACAGCUGGGAGGUGGAGGUAGGAGACAACAAUGCUUUUGUUCUGGGAGUGCUCAGGGAGUCAAACGAGAGGAAAGGGGUCAUAUGGCCUGGACUGUGGAGGCUGAUGUUCUGUAAUGGGGAAUAUAACAUACUUUCACCAUCAGACACCGGAACACAUUUGUCUGUGAUGAAGAACCCCAAGAGGAUCAGACUGGUCCUGGACUGCGACGGAGGAGAGCUGUCGUAUUACGAUGCCCAAACAAACGCACACAUAUACACCUUCAAAGAGACGUUUAAAGACAGGAUGUUUCCAUACAUCAGCACCUGGAGCAACGUCCCGAUAAAGGUAGCAGCACAGGCUGUUUCUGUAGCAGUGGAAACUCCCCCUUAG
Menidia menidia (Atlantic silverside) is the source of this 2694-nucleotide messenger RNA. The record is from the annotation of a GenBank genome assembly. Lineage: Eukaryota; Metazoa; Chordata; Actinopteri; Atheriniformes; Atherinopsidae.